This is a messenger RNA of Anolis sagrei ordinatus, 2716 nucleotides long. Lineage: Eukaryota; Metazoa; Chordata; Lepidosauria; Squamata; Anolidae. The record is from RefSeq and is a predicted model, not a curated record.
AUGGAGAUUCUUGCAAUGCUCAUGAUACUGGAGGAGGAGGAGGAGCUGGAGGAGGAGGAGAACCCACAGCUCCAGUGUUGGUCUCAGCAGAGCCGCAAAAAGAGACAAAAGGAAGCAAUGAAGAGACAGGAGAAGGUAGAGCCCCAGCCAGACUGUGGUUGGAGGAGGAAGCCCAGAGGAUGGGCAACGGAGGAGAACCCAAGUCAUCCUGUGGAAUCAAGCCAGACAGUGACUGAAGGAAGCCAAGGAGAUGUAAAGGCAACGGAGGAGAACCCAAGUCAUCCUGUGGAAUCAAGCCAGACAGUGACUGAAGGAAGCCAAGGAGAUGUAAAGGCAACGGAGGAGAACCCAAGUCAUCCUGUGGAAUCAAGCCAGGCAGUGACUGAAGGAAGCCAAGGAGAUGUAAAGGCAACAGAGGAGAACCAAAGCCACCUUGAAGGCAGCCAACAGAAGCAUCUGCACCUUCAGCCGAGCUUCAGCUGCCCAGCUACCAUGCACAGCUUGGAAGAUAUUCCUGAGGAAGUUUUGGACACUCAAGGGGAGCAGAAGCCAAAAGAAGAACCAAAGGUCGACGAAUCCAAGGAUGUGGAGUCUCCUGUCCUAGCGCAGGAUCCGGCUGGAGGGCAACCGCUUCCGACCGAGAAGGAGGCCGAAAGGACUUUGGCCCAAAAGCCUGAUUUGGCUCCAGAGAGCACAAGUGCGGAUUCUGUGGCCUCAGCCUCAGCAAAGGAGUCCCUUCCAGCUGGACAGGUACCUUCCGAAAGCAAGGCGGAUGUGGCCUCCCCGCCAGAGGUCAGCGCUCCUCCCUUCGUGCCAGCCCCUACAACCGGACCCUACCUCACGCCGGACUUUGGCAAAGAAGACCCGACUAUGAUCUUGGAUGACACUCCUCCGCCACUGGCACCUUUCGCUCACCGCAUUGUCAAACUAAGAACAGGAGAAAUCAAAGACACCUACAGCAUCAACACCAAGGAGAUGCUCGGAGGAGGGAAGUUUGGAGAGGUCCGUGUGUGCACAGUGAAGGAGACAGGCCUGAAGCUCGCUGUGAAAACAAUCAAGGUGAUGGGUCCAAAAGACAAGGAGAUGGUCAACGUGGAAAUCGAUGUGAUGAAUCAGCUGAACCACCGGAAUCUGAUUCAGCUCUAUGAUGCCAUCGAGACGCCAAAGACGAUUAUGCUCUUCAUGGAGUUCGUGGAAGGCGGGGAGCUCUUUGAGAGGAUCAUUGAUGAGGAUUACCCACUGACCGAGGUGGACUGCAUGGUCUUCGUGCGGCAGAUCUGUGACGGCAUCCUCUUCAUGCACCAGAUGCAGGUCCUGCACCUGGACCUCAAGCCAGAGAAUAUUCUGUGUGUAACUUCCACGGGUCACAUGGUCAAGAUCAUCGAUUUUGGACUCGCCCGAAGGUUCAAUCCCAAAGAGAAGCUGAAGGUCAACGUUGGCACCCCAGAGUUCCUGUCGCCUGAAGUCGUCACCUAUGACCAAGUCUCCUACACCACCGACAUGUGGAGCAUGGGAGUGAUCACAUACAUGCUGCUGAGCGGACUCUCCCCCUUCUUGGGAGACAACGAUACUGAGACCCUCAACAACGUCCUGGCAGCCAACUGGUAUUUUGAUGAGGAAGCAUUUGAGGGCAUCUCCGAAGAAGCGAAAGACUUUGUCUCCCACUUGAUUAUCAAGGACAAAAGCGGGCGCAUGAAUGCAGCGCAGUGCCUUCAGCAUCCUUGGCUGAACAACUUGGGAGAAAAGGCCGGGCGCGUCAACCGGCGCCUCAAAUCCCAAGUCCUGCUCCGGAAAUAUGUGAUGCGGAGGCGCUGGAAGAAAAACUUCAUUGGCGUCUGUGCUGCUAACAGGUUCAAGAAGAUCACCAGCGCGGGGUCCCUGACUGCACUAGGGGUCUGAGCGCAAGGGUGCGUGUUGUGUGUAUGCGUGUAUAUGUGCCGGGGAUGGGGCUGGAAGUUCAGGGUGAAACUGAGAGCAACUCAUGGAACUGCAAGGAAAAAACUCCUCCUCCUCCUCCAGCGAGAAUCGUGGACUGCAUUUUUGGUGUUGUGAUGCCCUACAUCCGGGAGGUCGCGCAGCCAAGAGAGACAGGGCACGCGGUGCCGAUUCCUAGGUGGGCUCUGACUUGGAACUUGGGAGAGGAUCCAUCUGUGCAUCUUGAAAGCUUCCCCUUUGGCCAUUCAACAGACCUCACAUCCCUGCGCAGCUCCCAGUCGGAGACGGCUUCCUCCUUAUCUGCUGACAUGAGCCUUGCCCUCUUCUCGUUUCUGCUGCCCUCCAAGUGCUGUGCGCCUCCUGCGUCAGGACGUAUUGCUUCUGUGGAUGCUCUUACGCCACCCACAUAUACCUCACCGGGCACAUAUUGGAAUGUUUGCUGCUUCAAAGUGGGGCUUCUCAGGCUCUGAAGAUGCCAGAAUUGCCUCUCCCACCAGCUUGACUUUCUCAACACUCCCAUUGCUUGUACCUUGGCUGGCCCAUGAUCAAAGGUGGUCCUGCUGUCUCCAUCCUACCCACUAGACAGAAGGUAAAACCUUACAAGGAAGACGCCAGGUAGCAAAGGACAUGUUGUUGGCUCCACUGUUGGUAACACCCUAGCUUUUCCCCAGCUCUCCGCUCUGCCACAUCUUACGAUGUUCCUGUUGGACCAUGUUGUCCUUUCAGAGAGGUUCCCGGUGGGUGAUGCUCUAUUACCCCAUCACAACAACCACAUUGGUGG